CCGAUCAGCGCGCUGGUCGACGAGCGCUGUGCUCAGUGGGAGAAGGAUCAAGAGAAUGAGCUGCAGACAUGUAAAACACCAAGAUGGAAUAACAUAAAUGGAAUUUAAUAUUAUGACCACAAUCAAUAUCAAGUGGCCUAGCGGAUCACCGGUUAAUAGCAAAUCAAAUAAGCCGAUGUAAACAAAGGCCAGGAGAUUCAAAGGAUCGAAUGCUGGAGGAAAUCGGGGUGCCCCAGAUCCACAUCACUGGGGACUAAUUCCACCGAACUCCCGGUGACUCCCAGACCAAACUCCAGAGACCAUUGACUUAUUUGGACCGAAUGCGUCACCAACUUCGCCAGCUUCCCUUCCCAGGUGUCCAAAGUCUUCAUGCCAGGUGCCGCCUUUGGCUCAAACGGAUUCAUGCCCAGAGCCUCCCCCAUCUGUCGCCGCUUCGUGCGGCGCGUCGACCGUUCGGCCGAGAUGGUGCGGCGCUUCGUGCGCUCGCACCGACGAUUAGGUGACCAAGACAUGAGGAGCGAACUUCCAGAGGAGGAUGACUUUGUCCUGGUGGACCUGUCCUGGAACUUCUUUGGUCAUGAGGGGCUCUCAUUGAUUACCAGCUUCUGCCAGCGACAGUGGAAGCUGCAAAUCCUGAAGCUUCACCACUGUCACAUCAAGGAUGACUGUGCUGAGGUGCUCGGAGGCCUUUUGAUGAAGAACCCCCUUCUUGAUGAGUUGCAUUUGUCUCACAACUCCAUUGCAGCCAGUGGUGCCCUCUAUCUCGUGCGAGCAGUGGAACGGGGCCGUGCGUUGCACCAGAGUCCCUUGUGGCUGCGCUUGGAACAUAACCGUAUUGAAGGCGCCAAAGAUCUCCUUUAUGACCUGCAGCAGCAGGGCAGCGUGUGUGGCUUCCAUCCGAGAAGAUGCAACGCUCGGAGCUGUGGUGAGAACCGCAAGAUCCACCUCCCAUACUUCACGCACCAAGACGGCCAAAGCGCCCGCCCGACCUCGCCCGACCGGUCUGAUGUCUCAGACGCCUCGUCCUACGAGCGUGAUCCCUGGUGGGGCCAAAGGAUCGACGACCUCCCGCGGACGCCGCGCCGCACGGACGCCGCGCGGAACCGCAGCCGUUCGGCCGCGGCGCGCCCGUCUUACCGGCGCGCGGAGGCGGAAGGCGGCGGCGGGGUGCGGCCGUGCCUCAGUGUUCGCGAGCUCUUGGCCUGGGAGGAGGAAUUGAUGGCCCGACAGCGUCAGCUGGAUGAGAUGGAGAGGAGGGCCUUGGCACGGCAGGAAGCGACCCAAGCAAGGAGCUUGCAUCGCAGGUGAAAAGAGCUGAGGUUUGGGGUGGGAGAGAGUCAUGAUGAGUCAU
Messenger RNA from Durusdinium trenchii, 1351 nucleotides. The record is from the annotation of a GenBank genome assembly. Lineage: Eukaryota; Dinophyceae; Suessiales; Symbiodiniaceae.